AUGCCAUCUUCCAAGACCGAUACUGCGAUUCGCUAUCCUGAGGCUGGUGACCAGAAGCGCCGAUUACGAAAUGUAACGCAAGACCGCAAGUGGGCGGACAGAAUGCGUGAGAACGCUGUUUCCAACCCGGAGAUGGCAGCGAACGCAACAGCAUGGGGACCCGAGUCAACCUUGGAGCUUCAUAUGGAUCAAGCAGGAAAUCCUCAGCCUGAUCCGAGCCAGUUCAGCGACGGCAACAAAGCUUCGAGAAAGGGGUUGAUAGCUCAGGGUGGCGAGCAUGAUAUGGUCUCUGCUGCUAACGAUGUCCCUUAA
Talaromyces atroroseus is the source of this 312-nucleotide messenger RNA. RefSeq lists its product as hypothetical. The record is from RefSeq and is a predicted model, not a curated record. Lineage: Eukaryota; Fungi; Ascomycota; Eurotiomycetes; Eurotiales; Trichocomaceae. Bases 1 to 312 code for a protein of 103 amino acids. The transcript has a single exon.